Molecule: messenger RNA, 717 nt
Organism: Emiliania huxleyi CCMP1516
Lineage: Eukaryota; Haptophyta; Isochrysidales; Noelaerhabdaceae
Exons: 2
Coding region: 1-717 (238 amino acids)
Source: RefSeq, a predicted model, not a curated record
AUGUUGGCACUCCUCUCGACCACCGCCGCCUUCUUCUCGUCGCCGCAGCGCCGGCUCUGCGCCCACACGGACGGCCGUGCGGCCGUGCUGCUGAAGCUCGUCACCAACCGGCUCGCGGCCAGCGCCGGCAGCUCGCUGCGCCUGCCGGCGGGCCCGCUCUCAGAGUACCUGGGCUCGCGCCACAGCGACGAGGCUCUUCUGUCGGCGACUUCCGUCUCCGGACCGACGGACGGUGUCUACGAGUGCGAGCUCUCUCCGAUCAAAUUCUUCACGCUCGCCAUUACGCCGGUCUUCACGAUGCAGAUCGACCGGGAGCCGGCGGCGUCGGCGGGCGGCGCCGUCGCCGUUCGCGUGCUCAAGGGGCAGUGCCGCGUCGGCGAGAAGCUCUCGCGCACCAUUUCCAUCGACGCGCUGAACGAGGUGCGGUGGGCGCCCGAGGCGUCCGGCGGCUGGAGCGUGGACACAGCCAUCUCGCUCGAGCUCGCCAUCAAGCAGGCGCCGCUCAGGGGGCUCGCCCUUAGGGCGUGGGAGGCGGCGGGGACUGCGAUCGUGAAGGGCGCGUGCGAGGCCAACGGGAAGGCCCUGCUCGCCAACCUCAAGGAGGGCUACCUCGGCUUUGACGCGCCGGCAGUCGAGAAGAAGUGGCGGAAAAGGAGGAUGCUCUUUGGCGAGAAUGUGCGGAGGUGGGUCCUCUUUGGAGGCCGCGCAUGGGAGUAG